Molecule: messenger RNA, 2127 nt
Organism: Aplysia californica (California sea hare)
Lineage: Eukaryota; Metazoa; Mollusca; Gastropoda; Aplysiida; Aplysiidae
Product: probable ATP-dependent RNA helicase DHX35
Exons: 23
Coding region: 132-1982 (616 amino acids)
Cellular component (GO): catalytic step 2 spliceosome; intracellular anatomical structure
Molecular function (GO): RNA binding; ATP binding
Source: RefSeq, a predicted model, not a curated record
CCAUCAUUACUCGACAAUCGACAGUUUGAGUUGGUGUGAAAUGAAAACGAAAGUAAAACGACACUUUUCAAAGUAUAAAGUUGGCUAUCAUUUUAAAUAGUUUGAAUUCGUCUUUUUAUUACAAGUCAUUCAUGUCUGGAGAUGCUUCCUCCAGUGGUGCCCCUAGGUUCUGGAAACCAGGCACAGCUGGGCCAGGGCUGACCAAGAUAUCAGAGGAGAGGACAACAUCAUCCGAUCAGAGUGGUAUUGGAAACGCAAGUGUAGCAUACAAUCCGCACAGAAAUUUGUCAAUAGAGCAACAGAGACAGAAACUUCCUGUGUUUCAGUACCGGAACCAUAUAUUGUACUUAGCUGAGAAAUAUCAGACCGUUGUUAUCAUUGGUGAGACUGGAUGUGGCAAAAGUACUCAGAUUCCACAGUAUCUCCUUGAAGCUGGAUGGGGAAAUGAAGGACAUGUCAUUGGAGUCACACAGCCCCGGAGAGUUGCUGCUGUUACUGUUGCCACUCGCAUCGCUGAGGAGAGGGGAGCCAUUCUGGGGGAUGAAGUGGGAUAUCUGAUCCGUUUUGAUAAUUGCUGUGAUGAGGAAAGAACAAAAAUCAAGUUUAUGACAGAUGGCAUGAUGAUCAGAGAAAUCAUGAAGGAUCCGCUGCUACAGAAGUACAGUAUAAUUCUACUAGAUGAAGCACAUGAGCGUGCUCUGAACACUGACAUCAUAUUAGGACUGCUCAGAAAGAUACAAAAAAAAAGGAAGGAUCUCAAAUUGAUUGUUGCAUCUGCCACUUUGGAUGCUGAAGAAAUGAGAAACUUCUUCAACACGAAUGAAACAGAUGACCCAGAGAAGGACACAGCAGCAAUAUUGACUGUUGAGGGAAGAGAGUACCCUGUUGAUGUUCAUUACGCACUAGAUCCCGUGCCAAACUACAUCAAAGCAUCAGUGGAGACAGUUAUGAAGAUACACUUCAAUGAAAGACCUGGAGAUAUUAUUGUUUUUCUCACUGGCAUGAAUGAAGUAGAUGAUGUCGUGUCACAGUUAAUAUCUGAGGCAAGGAAACUGAAAAAAGAUUCUAUGAAGAUGCGUGUCCUGCCCAUGCAUGGUAGUUUACCUGCGGCUGAACAGAUGAAAGUGUUUGAAAGAACGUCAAAAUAUACAAGGAAGAUUGUGGUUGCCACCAAUAUUGCCGAAACAUCUAUCACCAUUCCAGGGAUUACCUACAUUGUUGAUACAGGUUUCGUCAAGUUGAAGGCAUACAAUCCAAAAUCUGGCAUAGAGUCUCUGGUGAUCAUUCCUGUGUCCCAAGCCUCAGCCAACCAGAGGGCUGGGAGAGCAGGCAGAGUGAGAGCGGGCAAAGCCUACAGGCUGUACACAGAGGAAGAGUUUGACAAACUGCCAGUGUCCACUGCCCCAGAGAUGCAGAGGAGCGACCUGGCUCCCGUCAUUCUACAGCUCAAAGCUCUUGGCAUUGCCAAUGUGCUCAGAUUCCACUUCAUGUCUCCUCCCCCUGCACAGAACAUGGUCAGGGGACUGGAGCUGCUGUAUGCCCUGGGAGCCAUUGAUGAUGCUGGGAAUUUGACUUCCCCGCUUGGUCUACAAAUGGUUGAAUUCCCUUUGUCACCAUCCUUCUCAAAGAUGCUCCUUUCUUCAGGAGAGUUUGGCUGCACUGAGGAAGCCCUCAUUGUGUGUGCUAUGACACAGAUACAGAAUGUGUUUGUGACUCCAUCGGACAGAAAAAUGGCUGCUGAAAAAGAACGCAGGAAGUUUUCUGUGAUGGAAGGGGAUCACCUCUCUUUGGUCAAUGUGUAUAAGAGCUUUAUCAAGUAUGGCCAGAACUCUCGAUGGUGUCAUGAACACUGCCUCAACUACAAAGGUUUAAACAGAGCUGUGGAAAUCAGCAACCAGCUGGGUCGUCUGCUCACCAAGUUCAAGGUCAAACUGGUGUCCUGUAAAGGUAAGACCUUUCUGUUACACACAGUGCUGCCGUAAGCUGACAAAAUGCCUUUUUAAGGGCUAUUCACAGCAAUUUCGAGAUAAAGAAGCUUUUUUCAGCGUUACCUUUUAAAAAAGGCGUUUUUCCGAAAUUUGAAUUCUAUUUUAUUCCCCCAAAAAAUCUUAGUUUCACUUUAAUUUU